AAGCUCUGACAGCUGUGUACUUCCGUCUUCAACCGCCUCCCAGCAUAAUGACGGCGACUUUACGCCCAUAUCUCAACGCUGUGCGAGCCACCCUGCAGGCUGCCCUCUGUCUGGAGAACUUCUCCUCGCAAGUGGUGGAGCGUCACAACAAGCCAGAGGUGGAAGUGCGGAGUAGUAAAGAGCUGCUUCUCCAGCCUGUUAUCAUCAGCCGUAAUGAUAAGGAGAAGGUUCUGAUCGAGGGAUCCAUCAACUCGGUCAGAGUCAGCAUUGCUGUCAAGCAGGCGGACGAGAUUGAGAAGAUCCUGUGCCACAAAUUUAUGCGCUUCAUGAUGAUGAGAGCGGAGAACUUCUUCAUCCUCAGGAGGAAGCCGGUCGAGGGCUAUGACAUCAGCUUUCUAAUCACUAACUUCCACACAGAGCAGAUGUACAAGCACAAGUUGGUCGACUUUGUAAUUCACUUCAUGGAGGAAAUAGAUAAGGAGAUCAGUGAGAUGAAGCUGUCGGUCAACGCCAGGGCCCGCAUCGUCGCUGAGGAGUUCCUCAAAAACUUCUAAGACAGAUCAUAGCCAUGACAUUCCUUUUGCUGAUCCUGGCGGUGUGACAGCAGCGCGCUCCCAUCACAGGACCGAGAGGUUUCAGGAAGUAUAAUCAGCCAAGUAAAGUCAAGAAAACAGAAAAAAAAAGCAAAGAUGUAUUUGGUGGUUCAUGGAGUGUUUGUUGCCCUUCUAUCUUUAAGAUGAGCCUGUGCUCAGAAAUAUUGGUGUUUGUACAUAAUGAAUUCUCAGAGCCUCUGUUCAUUUCUGCCUUCGGAACAAAAGCAAAAAUCAAGGCAGGUCCUUUAUUAAGAAAUAUCCAAUCAAUAUUGAUGAGCACAGGGCUACAUGGAUUUUUUUUUUAAACAACUUAAAUGUUUUGAUUUUUUUUAAAAACUAUAAAUAUGCACAUUCAUUUUUGCUAAGAUUUUGUUACAAUAGAACAUAAACCAUGAGAGCAAUGAUUUGGUGCAUGUUUCUUGUCAUAGUACAGAGUUGACCCUAUUGUAGAUGGAAAUAAAUGUAAGUAAUGGCAGCCAUGA
This is a messenger RNA of Lampris incognitus (smalleye Pacific opah), 1075 nucleotides long. RefSeq names its product actin related protein 2/3 complex, subunit 4 (gene arpc4). NCBI's taxonomy places the organism in Eukaryota, Metazoa, Chordata, Actinopteri, Lampriformes, Lampridae. Gene Ontology annotation, molecular function: actin filament binding. The record is from RefSeq and is a predicted model, not a curated record. Gene Ontology annotation, cellular component: actin cytoskeleton; Arp2/3 protein complex. The coding region runs from base 48 to 554 and encodes 168 amino acids. The transcript has 6 exons. Gene Ontology annotation, biological process: actin filament polymerization; Arp2/3 complex-mediated actin nucleation.